UGGGGCUAAUAAUAAACAUCCUGAGUAAUGAGUGGCCUGGGCCAGAGGAGGCGAGGUGGCCGGAGCCGGCGGGCAGGCAGAGGAGCGCUAAACAAGAUCUUGCUGAGUUGCUGAGGCUGGCCACCCACGUGCAUCGUCCUGUUCCGGCCUUCCAAGUCACUGGGAUCACAGCUCCACAGGGCCUGUGGCUUGGGGUGGCUAUGAGAUCCUGCCCUGAGGAGAAGUACUGGGACUCCUUGCUGAACGGCUGCAUGUCCUGCAAGCCAAUCUGCAGCCAGCGGAGACCGAGCACCUGCGCAGCCUUCUGCAAGUCCCUCAGUUGCCUCAAGGAGCAAGGCAAAUAUUACGACCGUCUCCUGAAAGACUGCGUCAGCUGCACCCCCAUCUGUGGUCAGCACCCCAAGCAAUGUGAAUACUUCUGUGAGAACAAACUCCGGAGUCGAGUGAACCUUCCACCCCAGCUCAGGAGGCCGCAGACAGGGGAGACGGAAACCAGGUCAGAUAACUCAGGAAGGUACCAGGGAUUGGAACACAGAGGCUCAGAGGCAGGUCCAGUCCUCGUAGGACCCAAGCUGAGCGCCGACCAGCUGGUCCUGAUCUACAGCACGCUGGGGCUGUGCCUCUGCACCAUACUCUGCUGCUUCCUGGUGGCCGUCGCCUGCUUCCUCAAGAGGAGGGGAGGUCGGCUCUCCAGCCAGCCCAGGGCAGGGCGGUGCAGAACCCGGAACAAGUCCUCCCACGACCCCGCGAUGGAGGCUGGCAGCUGUGCGGACGCGCCGCCCGAGCCGGUGGAGACGUGCAGCUUUUGCUUCCCGGAGCGCAGGGCGCCCACCCAGGAGAGCGCAGGCGCGCUGCAGGCUCCGGAUGCUGCGGGCCAGGACAGCGGGGUGCACCACGCGGGAACGGCCGCCCCGCAGCCCUGCGCGCACGCCACCACCAACGGCUGUUUUGGUGUCGUGUGCGCGCCCGCCCUGGACGGGGUCCCCGGUGAAUGAAAGCUGGGUGACCAGGACGCAGGGAGACGAGGAGGGAGAUAAGAGGAAGAAAUGAAGAGACUAUGGAGGGAGUGAGCGACCGGCAGGGAAUGGGGCAGAGAGAGAGAGAAAUCGAGAGGAGGAGGACAGACAGAGGAAAGAGGAGAGGGGACAGGUGCCAGAACUCGGACAUGGACAUCCUUUAUCCCCCGUUCCGUGCAAACCGUAAGUCGCCGUCACCUAAACACACACGCAAUAAAGUCAUCUGUGCAUGCUGGUCGCGGCUCCAAGAGACCUUUUCCCUGUAAAAUAAACAUUUUCCCUCUCCUC
Molecule: messenger RNA, 1304 nt
Organism: Marmota flaviventris (yellow-bellied marmot)
Lineage: Eukaryota; Metazoa; Chordata; Mammalia; Rodentia; Sciuridae
Source: RefSeq, a predicted model, not a curated record